CGCUCUUCUAUGCUGCGGAAGAGUACGCCGCGAAGAAACGCGGUGAUAAAUAAUGGCCGCGCUAUCGCCCUCGAGUCUCUCCGCCCUCCCGGACUCGCUUCUUCUCCAGAUUCUGGCCUGGCUGCCGCCGCGCGACCGAGUGGGCGUGGCCAGAGUCUGCAAGCAGUGGCAUCGUUUGGUGCGGGACAACUCGUUGUGGCGACAUGUGGACCUCUCGUCUUGCAGGAUAUCCUCCAAGAUCUUAUGGCACCUUCUGCGGAACUAUCUCCGAGGCAGCUUGCAGACUCUGAAGCUGCGAGGAUCCCUCCUGUCCUUUCGGAAGCAAGUACUUACCUCAGCUCUGAUGCAGGCUUUGGGCAAACAAUGUCCCAAACUCCACCAGUUGAGCUUGAUGGAGACAGACCUCUGUUCACUCCAAUAUGACUGUGUGCCCUCCUCUCUUACCACCCUGGAGCUGAGAUGCUGUGAGAUCCCUUUUGUGUGGUUCCAAGUGCCAGAGACCUCCAAGAUCUCCUGCGCUUUCCCAAGAAUCCAGCAACUUGCAAUCUGGAAUGUCCCUGCUUUUUCUAACCAGCACCUAUUCCGUAUCGCCACCCAGGGCACUCUCAGAACUCUUACCCUUUCAGAAGUCUACCGUAUAACAGAUGUGGGGAUCCAGACAGUAGCACCACAUCUGAAAGACCUUGAGCACCUUGCCUUGCACCAGUGUAGCAUUGGUGAUUCAGCCAUGCACUUUGUUGGGCGCCACAUGAAGCAACUGCACCAUUUAGAUCUCAGGAGCAAUUCUUUGACAGAUGCAGGUCUUCUUUGCUUAAGUGGUUUGCCAAUCUUAGAGAGCCUUUGUUUGAGAGACUGCAGCCAACUUUCUCCAGAAACCAUUUUAAUUGUCUGCCAGUCAUUCCCCAGCCUGAAGCAUCUUGAUUUAAGCAGGAUAAACUUUGAAGACAAAAUGCUCCAAAAGAUCCAGGUGGGUUUGCCAAGCUGUGUAGUGGCAAACACCAUCUCUUGCCUAGAUUCCAGUGUAAUAUCUUAGAAGAUAGCCAAUUUUCCCCAUGCAUGUUUGAAUAAGGUCAAACGACGGCAGCACUGGGAUACAUCUCCUAAGUAGCUUUUUGUCCUUAUAGCCCGAAAUAUUUGUAGUAGACUAAAAAGGAACAGAUCAGACAAAACAAGUAUCACAUCUCAAAGGACAUUAGUUUAACUUGUGCAAAUUAUAUGGCCAGUGUUUGUACUGCAGAUAUCCUCUGCUUUUGACAUAAUUCAAGCAUGAAGAAUCCACUGUCUUCCAAAUUUUUGAUAUACCUCCCCCGCCACCAACUCCCAUCAGAUCCAGCUAGUACAGCUGGUUGUGAACUGUGAUGGAAAAUGUAUCCAAAAAUACCAGGAGAAUCCCAGGUUCUAAACUGCAGCAUAGAAAGUGAGUAGGAAAGAUUAACAAUUAAAUGAUUUUGUGUAUGGCAGGCAUAAGAAGUUAUUAGACACACACACUGCCAUUUUAAAAGCACUGAGCAAAUUUCUGAACAUCUAAAUUAGGAUACAGCCUCUGUUCUGAUAGAGUUCAUUCCUCUUCCUGAAUGACUCAGAGAGUCGAUAUCUUCUAACAAGCACAAAGUUGCAUCUACAGAACUAGUGCAUGACUAAUUUUCAAGACCACAUUUUAUUAUUUUUAAAUGCCAAUCUAUUUACCUUUACUCCACUCAAAAGCCAAAUGUGAGCCUGAGAUUGAAGAAAAAAUACAUCCUUGCACU
Molecule: messenger RNA, 1748 nt
Organism: Candoia aspera
Lineage: Eukaryota; Metazoa; Chordata; Lepidosauria; Squamata; Candoiidae
Gene: FBXL12
Product: F-box and leucine rich repeat protein 12
Exons: 3
Coding region: 53-1033 (326 amino acids)
Molecular function (GO): protein binding
Source: RefSeq, a predicted model, not a curated record